Molecule: messenger RNA, 1860 nt
Organism: Centruroides sculpturatus (bark scorpion)
Lineage: Eukaryota; Metazoa; Arthropoda; Arachnida; Scorpiones; Buthidae
Product: N-acetylglucosamine-6-phosphate deacetylase-like
Exons: 10
Coding region: 248-1486 (412 amino acids)
Biological process (GO): N-acetylglucosamine catabolic process
Molecular function (GO): N-acetylglucosamine-6-phosphate deacetylase activity
Source: RefSeq, a predicted model, not a curated record
GGCGUUGCUAUAAUUACACGUGCAAUUGCAAUAGAUGCAUUGUAGAGUAUUAUCUCUUUCUGCUGUUGUAUUUUAAUCCUGAUCUGCAGCAUUUAUCUUCUUUCGUAAAAAAUAUGCAUUUGCAAGGCAAGAAAAACGGAACGAGCGUGAAUUGAAUAUGUUUUCAUAAACUUUGAAUUUCUUUUAUUUUCAAAAGCAUACAAAAAUUAAAAGGAUUUGUUAAAGUAGUUGAAGGCUAUAAAAGAAAAUGCCAUUUUCUUCACCAUCAGAACUGGUUCAGUUCAAAAACUGUUUUAUUCUUCGAGAUCAUCAAAUCAUCAGAGAAGAUCUUUGGGUUAGAGAUAAAAAAAUCAUCAAUCCUGAGCCAAUUUUCUUUGAUGAGAAAAUCAUUGCAGAUGUUCAGAUAAACUGUAAUGGUGCCAUAAUUGCACCUGGUUACAUUGAUUUGCAAAUAAAUGGUGGUUUCAGUAUUGAUUUUUCACACAAUAUAGAAAACAUUGAAAAUGGAAUUGAUCAAGUUGCUAAUGGAAUUUUAGCAUAUGGCGUUACCUCAUUUUGUCCUACCCUUAUUACUUCCAGUCCUCAAAAAUAUCAUAAGAUUAUUCCAAAAAUACGAAAGAGAGAUGGUACAAGUCUAGGAGCUGGAAUUUUGGGUAUUCAUGUGGAAGGGCCUUUCAUUAGCAGAGAGAAGAAAGGUGCUCAUCCAGUUCAGUACAUCAGAUCAUUUGAAUCAGGAUUCCAAGAAGUAAUUGAUGUAUACGGGCAAUUGGAUGAUAUCUGUAUGGUUACUAUAGCACCAGAAUUAGAUCCAGAUGGACAAAUAAUUAAAGAAUUUAAUGAAAGAGGAAUUUCAGUAUCAAUUGGUCAUUCUGUGGCAAGUUUGAAAGAAGGAGAAAAUGCAUUCAGAGCAGGAGCCUCUUUUAUUACUCAUUUAUUCAAUGCUAUGUUACCUUUUCACCAUAGAGAUCCAGGCUUGGUUGGCUUGCUUACUUCCAAAAAACUCCCUCCUGGAAAACAGGUAUUCUACGGAAUCAUUGCAGAUGGAAUACAUACUCAUCCAGCCACAUUAAGAAUUGCCUAUAAAACUCAUCCUGAAGGAUUAGUUCUGGUGACAGAUGCCAUGUCAGCAAUGGGUCUCGAGGCAGGAACUCAUUACAUUGGCGAUCAAAAAGUUGACAUCAGAGACAAUUGUGCUGUUAUUGCUGGUACUAAUACAUUGGCAGGAAGUAUUAGUACCAUGGAUAACUGUGUGAGAUAUUUGAAAGAGGCAACAGGAUGUUCGACUGUCGAAGCUUUAGAAUCUGCUAGUCUGCAUCCGGCCCAAGUUCUUGGGAUUACAAAGUCCAAAGGCACCCUAGAUUUUGGUAGCGAUGCCGAUUUUAUAUUGUUAGACAAUGAUUUAAAAGUCGUCUGUACUUACAUAGCUGGAGAAUGCGUGUGGGAAAGUGAAAAGUCCAGAUGUGCGGUGAAGAGAAUAAUUCCAUGAUUUGACAUUGCAUCUAAUACAGAGUUUUAUAGUAAAGAUUUUGGGGCAUGUUCAGUUUUUUUUUAAUUGAUUAAAAACAAAUUUUGUAUAAAAAUCAGAGUUUAAUGUAAAAAUAAAUGGCUUAUAUUUAAUGGAGAUGUUAGCCUUAAAGCGAUGGGACCAUAAAUAUCUAAAUAUUACAUGGAAACAUACAGGAUAUGUGAUGAUUGAAUGUAAAUAAGUUAUCGUAAGAACGUAGAAUGUAUAUGUAUUGUAUUAUUAUCUCCUUUGGUCUUUGAUUUUAUGUAUAUAAGUUAGUGCAAUUGGGAAAUAUGCACUGUGGAAUAGUAAAAUAAGUACAAUAUUUAUGUAUUAAACUGCAUUGAACCACACAA